AGUUAACGCGAUAACAUAAAACGGGAAUUGAGAAGGCCGGGACUUCUAUUCAUUCAACAUUUCGGACAACUGGGAAGAUGACCACACCGGAUGUACGCCUCAAUCAUACAAUCUACAUCAACAACUUGAACGAGAAAAUCAAGAAAGAUGAGCUGAAGAAAUCUCUGUACGCAAUCUUCUCACAAUUCGGACAAAUUUUGGACAUCUUGGUCGCACGAAACGUGAAGAUGAAGGGUCAGGCUUUUGUCAUCUUUAAAGAGGUUAACAGCGCCUCUAAUGCUCUGAGAUCCAUGCAGGGGUUUCCUUUUUACGACAAACCCAUGCGCAUCCAGUAUGCAAAGCAGGACUCGGACAUCAUAGCUAAAAUGAAGGGCACUUAUGUGGAGCGUGACCGUAAGAAGGAGAAGAAGAAGCCCAAAGGACCUGAAACAGCUGGAGCUAAGAAGGGUGUACCAGGAGCACCUGCAUCCAUGGUUGCUGGGGUCCCUGCUGCCAUGCCUGGAAUGCCUCCAAUGAGCCAGGCUCCCCGCAUGAUGCACAUGCCAGGCCAGCCACCUUACAUGCCCCCUCCAGGUAUGAUGCCUCCUCCAGGGAUGGCACCUGGUCAGAUGCCUCCUGGUGCCCUGGCUCCUGGUCAGAUGAUGCCCGGGCAGAUGCCAGGACAAAUGCCUCAGCAGGUUGCAGAAAAUCCACCCAAUCACAUCCUCUUCCUCACCAACCUUCCAGAGGAGACGAACGAGCUCAUGCUCUCCAUGCUCUUCAACCAGUUUCCUGGGUUCAAAGAGGUACGUCUGGUCCCUGGUCGCCACGACAUCGCCUUUGUGGAGUUUGAGAAUGAAGUGCAAGCCGGCGCUGCACGAGAUGCACUGCAAGGCUUUAAGAUCACACAAACGAAUGCAAUGAAGAUUUCGUUUGCUAAGAAAUAACCACUCUCAGGACUAGAGAGUGGUCCUCUCACACACACACACACACACACAGGUCUUCUUUUAAAUCAGUUUUAGAAAUAUACUGGAUUGGUGGCUGAUUUUUUUUCCCUCCAGGAUUACAUGUAAGUAUACUUUAUUACCGUCAUGUUACUACUUUUUUUAUUGUGCUGCAGAAUUAUUUGCAUCCCAUUUUUACUAUUGCAGUUGGACUUUUGUUUUUGUUAAUGUCUGUCAUAAAGCAUUGCACCCAGAGUCUGGUCCACCAGACACUGUACCUGGAGCUUUUUCUUUUUUUAAAUAAAACUUGUGAUGAUGCUCUUCACAUAAAACAUA
This is a messenger RNA of Solea senegalensis (Senegalese sole), 1259 nucleotides long. It is a transcript of the gene snrpa, whose product is annotated as small nuclear ribonucleoprotein polypeptide A. Gene Ontology annotation, molecular function: U1 snRNA binding. NCBI's taxonomy places the organism in Eukaryota, Metazoa, Chordata, Actinopteri, Pleuronectiformes, Soleidae. Gene Ontology annotation, cellular component: U1 snRNP. Gene Ontology annotation, biological process: mRNA splicing, via spliceosome. Bases 78 to 926 code for a protein of 282 amino acids. The transcript is spliced from 7 exons. The record is from RefSeq and is a predicted model, not a curated record.